UCAAAAACUAAUUUACAUUUACAUAAAAACAUCGACAUAAAUACAAACCAUUUUGAACCGAUUCGAUAUACCCUAUCUGAUUUGAGAGAGAAAAGAAAGAGGCGGACAUUUCGAAGAAUUUUUGGGAAUUCAUUCAGUCAGUAUAACUUCACCUUCUCUUCCAACUGCUUUGACUUUUACUGACCUUUGCAACUUCUCUCUCUACCCAGUUUACUGGAGAUCUCCCUCUCUUUCUUGUUUUUCUUUGAUUUAUUUCCAUGGAGACUGUUGCUUUCCGUUUUUCUGCUGGCAGCAUUUCACGUGCGUGUUCUUUAAUUGAGAAGCCAGGUCUGGCUCCCCGUCCUACUGUAAUUCGGUCCAAUUUCCAGGCCCUCACUCUUGGAAAGCUUACUUCUUCCUCAAAGCCUGCAAGAUUGGUAGUGUCAUGUGCAAAGACAUCUGAAACAACUGUGUCUUCCAAGUCUGAUGUUCCACUCGAUGAAAAAUCAAAAGGUUUGAUUGAGAAGAAUGCUUUCCGCACCACUUUCCCUAGCGCAUUUGAGGCAUUGCUCUUGGAGGUUUGUGAUGAAACAAGUGUUGCAGAAGUACAACUAAAGGUCGGAGAUUUUGAAAUGCAUCUAAAGAGAAAUGUCGGAGCUGUAGUUACUCCAAUUCCAAUUGCACCACCUGUUCCAAGUGAACCCAUGGAUCAACUAGCUCCUGUUGCACCGUCAACGUCUGCUCCAAAGCCCUCUUCUGAAAAGGCGAGUCCUUUUGUUAGUACCUCCUCAGCGGCAUCUUCAAAAUUGGCUGCUCUUGAAGCCUCGGGAGCCAAUGGAUUUAAAUUAGUGACAUCACCAACAGUGGGCUCAUUUAGGAGAGGAAGAACAGUAAAGGGGAAAAAACAACCUCCUAAUUGUAAGCAGGGUGAUUUAAUCAAGGAGGGACAAGUGAUUGGCUACAUUGAUCAAUUUGGAACCGAGCUUCCUGUCAAGUCGGAUGUAGCUGGUGAAGUCUUGAAGCUGCUUUUCGAAGAAGGCGAAGCUAUUGGGUACGGUGACCCCCUCAUUGCGGUUUUGCCAUCAUUUCACGGCCUCAGUUGAAUAAUGUCUCUUUGUUCUGUCGAUUCUGCAGUUCGUCUUACCAUUCCCGACACCCUUAUAUAUCAUUUCGAAGUUUCCCACCACCCAUAUACUGGGUUUCGGUUACUUUCCAAUCUGCAGCUAAAACAUGUAGAUGUAGAUAUUUGUUUGCAUUUAACAGCAAACAAUAAGAAUCCAUUUAAUUACAGAACAUGUUUUUUUUUUCAGCCUGAAAUUAGACAAAAUAUAGGAAUUUAUGUUGUUUUGUAUUUUGGUGUUGAAUGAUUUCUUUUAUGCAUCGGAUUAAGAAAAUAUUAGGUUUAUGUUUUCUAGUUUAAUGAGUUCUA
Messenger RNA from Amaranthus tricolor (Joseph's coat), 1408 nucleotides. RefSeq lists its product as uncharacterized. The record is from RefSeq and is a predicted model, not a curated record. Lineage: Eukaryota; Viridiplantae; Streptophyta; Magnoliopsida; Caryophyllales; Amaranthaceae. The transcript is spliced from 9 exons. Bases 258 to 1082 code for a protein of 274 amino acids.